Molecule: messenger RNA, 3034 nt
Organism: Helianthus annuus (common sunflower)
Lineage: Eukaryota; Viridiplantae; Streptophyta; Magnoliopsida; Asterales; Asteraceae
Product: protein ROOT HAIR DEFECTIVE 3 homolog 1
Exons: 17
Coding region: 338-1735 (465 amino acids)
Biological process (GO): endoplasmic reticulum membrane fusion
Cellular component (GO): endoplasmic reticulum
Molecular function (GO): GTP binding; GTPase activity
Source: RefSeq, a predicted model, not a curated record
AGUUUCAACAAGUUGGCCUCAUUCAAAUUUUUUAUAAGGAUUGCAGUCAUUUUCCAAGAAGUUGGACUUAUUUGAAUUGAUUCUAGGGACCGCAGUCAUUUUCCAAGAAGUUGGCCUCAUUCAAAUUUUUUAUAAGGAUUGCAGUCAUUUUCCAAGAAGUUUCAACCAGUUGGGCGGAUUCAAGUUGCUUCUAGGGACCACAAUGGACAUGUGGAACACUAAACUGUAUACUAGAUCAACAUGUUAUAGCUAAAAGCGUCUCAACAAGACUUGUCUGUGCUUCCUUCUUCCUCUAGUAAUCAAAGAGCAAAUCACAUCUUUAGUUGAUCUCAAUCAGAUGGAUAAAGCAGCUGACUGUUACACAACCCAACUCAUAGAAGGGGAUGGUACUUUUAAUGCAGACGGUCUUGAAAAUUUUAUCAAACAAGUUAAACUUGAAGAAUGUGGACGUUCAUAUGCGAUCGUUGCUGUCAUGGGCCCACAAAGCAGUGGGAAAAGCACACUUCUAAAUCAUCUUUUUCAUACCAACUUUAGAGAAAUGGAUGCUUCAAAGGGAAGGAAUCAGACCACCCAAGGUAUAUGGAUAGCAAGAUGUACUCGCAUUGAACCCUGCACUAUUGUAAUGGAUAUUGAGGGAACAGAUGGACAAGAGCGAGGAGAGGAUGAUACUGCAUUUGAGAAACAAAGUGCGCUUUUUGGGAUUGCCAUUUCCGAUAUAGUGAUUAUAAACAUGUGGUGUAAUGAUAUUGGUCAUGAGAAAGCUGCAAAUAAACCUCUUCUGAAAACCGUGUUCCAGGUUAUGUUGCGGCUAUUUAGUCCACGUAAAACAACGUUAAUGUUUGUUAUACGUGAUACAACAACCAAGACAUCUCCUGAAAUCAUAAAGUCUAAAUUGAGGAAAGAGAUUAGAAAGAUAUGGGAUUCCGUUCCCAAGCCAGAAGCCCACAAAUACACCCAUAUGAGCGAAUUCUUUAAUGUUGAAGUUGAAUUGCUUUCUAAUUAUGAAUACCAGGAAAAACAAUUUAAAGAAGAAGUGGCACAUUUGAGACUUAAAUUCAUCCAAUCUACUGCACCUGGUGGUCUAAACGAUGAUAGGAGAGGGGUUAUUCCUGCUUCAGGGUUUUCCGACAAUGCACAAAAUAUCUGGAAACAAAUCAAAGAGAACAAAGAUCUUGACUUGCCUUCCCAAAUGAUUAUGGUGUCAACUAUACGUUGUGAAAAAAUUCUUGAGGAUAUCUAUUCUUCCUUUGUUGUAAACUACAAGGAUUGGCGCCAUGACUUAGGAGCGGAUGUGAAAUCUCAAUCAAAGAAGCUUAGAUCUCUGCUUGAAAAUUGUUUGUCCAAUUAUAAUAAAGAGGUUGUGUACUUUGAUGCUGAAGUUGUAUCUGCAAAAAGAAAGCAAUUGGAAGAGAAAGUGAUGGAACAUGUUCUACCCGCCUACAAGCAGUUGUUUAAACACAUACGAUCGGAGUCUUUGGAUUAUUUCACAAGAGCACUUAAGGAUGCCUUGAAUGAAGGACAGGGAUUUGCAGAGGCAGCUCGUAACUGCACUAAAAAGUCGGUCGGACGAUUCAAUGAACUAUGUGAAGAUGCGACCAUUAAGCAAGCUAAUUGGGACCCUACUAAAAUAAGGGAUAAAUUUUACCACGAUUUGGAUCAACAUAUUACUAAAGUUCGAGCUGCCAGACUAGAUGAACUUACUACACUAUAUGAGGUAAAUCACUUAAUUUGGUAGAGUUGGAACACUUGGUGAAGAUGCGGAAUGCUCGAGGAUGAUAAACAAGGUAAAUCUCAUUAAUCGGUAGUUAUUUCGGGUCAGAAAAUGGCUUGGAAAUACAAGAAAUGCGAAAUAAAAAAGUUCAGGGGCCAUUCGGUAAUUAAUGGAAAGUUGAAAUUACAGCUAAAUAUGGAGUCCACAUGUACAACGUAGGCUAUGACUAUCUGAACGUAGCCUAUGGUUGAAACUGGUAAGCCAAAACAUAAACAGCAGCUUCAGAGCGUAGCUUACAUCUGAAACCGUAACUUACGAUUGCCAUACGGACCGUAAGCAAGGUUAUCAAACGGUCCAUAAGGCUACGACGGGGAUCGGGAAUGCGCGUAUGUUGACUUUUAUAUGGUGAUUUAAAGGGUUUUUAAAACCCUAACUAAGUAGAAUUCAUUCACCUACGAAUUUUUGGAAGCAAGGAAGCUACUUUAGCACUAUUCUUCACCCAUCAUCAUCAUAUUUUCGAUCAUAAUCAAGAUCGAGAUCAUGAAUUUAGCCAUUAAUCAAGCUUUUGACGAUCAAUCAACCAACAUGAGCGGCUAAUUAUUUUAUGGUUUCCUCCGGAUGGAGGAUUCUUGUAAGUUAUCGAGUUUUAUGUGUUUAAAAUAGUCUGUGAAAUCGGUACUCUAAGCAUUCGAUGCUUUUUACAAUUUGGUUUGAUUAAUUGAAUAGUAGACGAUUGGUUUUACUUUAAUUCUUGAUUUUAAUUCAUUCAAUUCCCGAGAUUUCUAAUAAUUGCGAUACAUUUGACAGGGGGUUAGGGUUAGCAAUUCCAAUUGAUUAUUCUUAUGAUAACCUUCCAUUGUUUUUACAAUCAAAGUAAGUAGUCUUAGGGUAAUAACAAUCAGUUAACCGAAUUAAACAAUCAUGUCUAUGUGAUUGUCACAAUUUAAACACGUAAUUUGCGUUGCUUUGAAUCUAAAAUCCAGAGGAAGCAUUGUUUCUCCAACUGUUUACAACUUCAUUUAUAGUAAUUAGUAGUUUAAUUAACUCUCAAACAAACAAAGUUUAUAUUUUUGAAAUUAGUUUAUUAGUUCUUAAUGCAUAACGCUUUCCACAAUACUCCUUUAGUUCGAUACCCUGCUUAUCUUAUCUAUUUAGGUUAAAUAGGUUUUUGAUUGACACUCACGAUAGUCAUAAAAAUGGCGCCGUUGCCGGGGAGUCGUGCGCAAAGCGUUUCGUUUUAUGUAUUUUUCCUAAAAAUUAUAAAAAAAUCCAAAAAGAGUAUUUAUUUCUUUCUUUGCCAGUAUUACGCGCAUUUUCUUGUUU